AUGACUCAGCGGAAUGGAAUCAGGGGCUCGAGUGAUCCCAGUCUCCACUCGGAGACCUUCGACCUGGCCAACGGUUUGGACCACGACGAGGGGCAGGAGGCGGCUGCUGACUGUGAGCGAGGGCGGGGGAGUGAAAGCGGAGACCCCGUCGCUAUAACGGGAGGAGCUGUCACCGCUCCGGAUGGCGGCUGGGGCUGGGCGGUGCUGGUUGCAACCAUCCUGGUCCUGGCCAUGACCCUGGGCUUUCCCUCCUGUGUGGGGAUCUUCUACACAGACCUGCAGAACGAGUUCCACGCCUCCAACAGCGAAACGUCCUGGGUGCCGUCCAUCAUGACGUCGGCGCUUCACGCAGGAGGUCCGUUCUGCAGCGUGCUGGUGGGGAAACUCGGCUGCAGGGCCACCGUCAUGUUGGGCGGGGUCCUGAGUGGGCUCGGAAUGGCCGCCAGCUCGUUUACCAACUCCAUCGCCGAGCUUUACGUCACCGCUGGAGUGAUUACAGGACUCGGCUUCUGCUUCAGUUUCCAGCCGGCUGUCACCAUCCUGGGUCACUACUUUGUGCGUCGGCGUGCGUUUGCCAACGCCAUGUCCUCCACGGGAACGGCCCUGGGACUCUGCACUCUGCCUUUCCUGGGAAACUACCUCCACUCAGAGUUCGGCUGGAGGGGGAGCUUUCUCAUCCUGGGCGCCGUCCUGCUGAACUGCUGCGUGUGCGGCGCUGUGAUGCGGCCCCUUCAGCCCAAGAAGCAUCGCGGCCAGCCGCUGAUGGACCGCACACCUCCGCCAUCAGAAAAGCAGACGAAGCGGGAAUUGAGGCUUGGGACCAGAUGGAGGUCUUUGGUGGCCUCCGUCAAAGAACACAUGGCCUUCGAUCAGUUCCUCAACAACCUGCAUUACCGUGUGUUUGCCAUAGGCAUCACUUUUAUGAUGCUGGGCUUCGUGGUGCCGCUGAUAUAUCUGGUUCCGUACGCCACGGCCUACGGCAUGGAGCCGAGCCGGGCUGCGCUGCUGCUCUCCAUCCUGGGUAUUGUUAACAUCGUGGUGCGGCCGCCGUUCGCCAUCAUGUUCAACAUGCCCUGGUUCAAAGGGCGCCACGUUUAUGUGUUUGCCUCUGCCUUGCUCUUCAACGGGCUCAGUAACUGCAUCUGCUGCAUCGGGGCCGGAUUCCCCGUGCUGGUGGCGUAUGUGGUCACGUACGGACUUUCGAUGAGCGUGGUCGGGUCGCUGAUGUUCACCGUCCUGAUGGAUAUAGUGGAGAUGAGGCGCUUCCCGUCGGCGCUGGGGCUGCUCGCCGUCAUGGAGAGCAUCACGCUGCUUAUUGGACCUCCGCUGGCAGGGGUCCUGGUGGACACCACGCAACAAUAUUUCUACGUCUUUAUCGCCUGCAGUGCCGUUGUUGCCUCCUCCGCUCUGUUCCUGAUACUGUCCUUCCUCUGGCUGGACAAAAAGGAGAGGAAGGCGUCGCAGCAGGGUCAGCUCUCUGCUCAGCCCGAAGCAGAGAAACCUGCAGUCGACGCCUCUCCUGUCUGCGAGUACAGCGACCGGCCCUAGCAGGGAGACGAGGCCUCAGCCUGGGGAUGGAGCGUAUCACCAGCCUGUGAACCUGCUGCCACUGUGUCCAUGCAGUUUUGCAGAUUAUUCCUGAUAUUUGGAGCAGUGAAAUACUUGGAAUGACUUUCACUAGCUGCGUUUCCAUUGACCAUAUAAAUUGUGCAAUUUGGAAUUGCAAAAGGAAAUUUGCUUUAUAUGAAAAGAAGCUCACAUUUUUGGAUAAAAAGCUUUUGCACUAGGAUGAGGUUACUUUUUCAGCCGUAUCAAAAUUAGUGUAUUUUGAAAAACUGAAAAGGAAAAACUUUUUUCGCGUCACACGAGUCAUGUGGUCAACCAACAGAUGUUAUUACUGGCGGGAUAGACGAAGACAACGACAGGAUGUGAUAGCAUGAUGAUGCCGCGGCAUGUUUUUUAAAAUUUUUUAUUUUUUAAUGAUUUAUGGCGUGAACAAACUUAUCCACAUGUGAACUCAAUUGCGUUUCUUAUUUAACAGAAACACAGCAGUUGUGAAAUUGUGUUUUUUCAACAAAGGUUUGCGCACAUUUGUAAUGGAAACACAGCUAGUGUUGGUUAAAGUUGCUUACCAAAAUGAACAAAUGUGCACUUACAACAUGAAUGUGAUUGUACUGUUUAUUGUAAAAUGCUGCUGGUCUUAUCCACGCCAUCUGUAUCACUAGACUAUUAAUCAUGCCAGGAAGUUUAUAAGAAAACAAAACUCACACUAAUUUCUGAAUCUUUGCUGGAUUUAUCGUUAUUUUUGUCUUUGAGUUUGCAUCGGUGUGUACGGCAAAAAUCAACUGAGGUAGGAACCAAUCACACCGAGGCGUCUGAUUACCCGUCUGUUUACUUUUAAGCAAAAGUCCAAAGACCAAACUCAGAUAACCCCAGAAGAGCAUUCUUGAAUUUUUCACUCCUUCUGCAUUAAGAUUUCAGCACAUUAAAGGACAAACGUUAAGUGUGUUGCCAUGUCUGCACAAACAUCUUGUUUUUGUUUGAUUUGGUGCCUGCAAUUCAAAGGUGUUCACUGAAACUGAAGCACAAUGGAGAAAAAAGCAACUAGUUAGGAAAUGCACCAACGUGGCACUAAAAAACUGUAACCUUCUGCACCUUGAAUUUGUGUGAUGUAGCAUAAAUAAAUGAUUUCUUCGUCAUAAUCAAACUAAUUGUUAAACUUUCAACUCCAGCUGUCUGACAGGAUUUGUUUUUUUUUUCACAUAUAAAACUUCCACCGUGUUUUACUGUUGGUGUCGGGUUGUUCUCUGGAAAAGGUGCCUUUGUUCUGCACAAUCUGUUUUUAUUCGUCACGUCCAGAGAUCUCUCUUUACUUGAUGUGCAUAACUAGCCAACUGUAACCCAAAUGUUUGGCUUACAAAACAAGAACUUCUUAGGAACCACCACACCAAAUAUCUUGACUGAAACUUAGAUUUGCAUCUUAGAUUUGCAUCUGUGCUUUAUCUUAUUUCAUUGAAAUCCUUUGGUCUCUCCUAUAGUUCAAAAAUAAGCUGCCACGAGCCCAACUGAGUGACCCACCUUGUGAAGCUUUAUGGAAAUUCUGUCUGGAAUUUGACUCACCACCUUAGCAGAAUCAAACAUUUAUUUAAAUUGUUUUGUUUCCCAUCACUGGCUUUGAGGAGGAACAGGACUGACAUAAUUUAUUCAGAAUCCAGUUCUGAUGGGAGAUUUGUCCAAAUUUGAACUGAAGAACAUGGAGGCCAGUAUUUCUUUAACCAAAGUGGCUCAGCAGCAUAAUGCUGCCACCACCAUGCUUAACAAUUUAGUAUUUUAAGAUUUUAAAGUCCCACCUUGACUCAUCCAAUCAUACUGAGGCCAAAUUUCUCUUUGUCUGACCAAACAAUUAUGUUUUUCCUUUUUGAAUAUCCUGUAAUUUUCAGUUAAGCUGUGUCAAAGCCUAAAGGAACAAGACAAAUGAAUCCAAGUUUGUUUGAACUAAAUUGUCUUAUGAGACUGAUAAAUCUAUUGAUCGUAGAGACUGACUCCAACGCUUACAUGCUUAGAGAUUCCUCUAAGAAUAAAGCCACAGUACACUAUUACUGAGAUGAGAUUAUUACACUGCCACUUUAAGGCCAAUGAAUUGGUAUGCAAUACAUACCAAUUCAGACAAUGUCAAAAGUAAAAGCAACUAAAAUUAGUGAAAUAAAUUGUUUGAUGCUAAUGUAAUUUAUUGAGAUGCAUCUGUAUUUGAGUACAGGGACAUAUUUUGAUUUGUAGUUUAACUCUAGUAUUGGACUCAAAUAAACAUUGAUGGGAAUCAGCAUCACUUUAAAGUACCUAGCAGUUUGACCAGGUUUGUUUUGGACUUUUUAAACACAUCAAGUUUAACAUUUUCCAAUAAUUCAAAUAUAAUCUAUUUUAAACCCCUGAAGGUGUCAGAAAAUCAAAAAUAACUUAUUGUUUUAAUGGAAAACAGGUCAUGUUUGUUGCUCUCUCAUUCUGUCAUGGAACAGUGCCUUUUUACGUAGCUGGUUUAUUAGGAGAAGAUGGUUCUGCAGCUGCUCCCUUUUCACAGAUGAUUCCUUGUGUUUCACAGUUUCCACUGAACCGAUCUCCAAAAUGGUGGUUUAUCUUUUCAAUAAUCACAUGUUUUAGUUAACAAUGAAACAAUCACUUCGUCCAUAUAUGUUCAGAGCUAAUAAAAUGAGCGAGAAACUGUUGAGCACUAAAGAAAUAUUUCAGAAUAUUUCAGGUAUCAGAUGUGUCCUUGUAAUGAACUGUUUAACCAGACGUUUAUUACUUAUCAGAGGAUUUGUUAGCACAUUUUGGAGUCUUGCUGUUUACCAAAUUGUAUCUUUAUAAAUUCUUUAUUUAUACAUUAUGAUUUAGGGGAAAUAAAUAGUUGAAUUUUGAAA
Messenger RNA from Xiphophorus hellerii (green swordtail), 4415 nucleotides. It is a transcript of the gene slc16a5a, whose product is annotated as solute carrier family 16 member 5a. Gene Ontology annotation, cellular component: basolateral plasma membrane. Gene Ontology annotation, molecular function: monocarboxylic acid transmembrane transporter activity. NCBI's taxonomy places the organism in Eukaryota, Metazoa, Chordata, Actinopteri, Cyprinodontiformes, Poeciliidae. The transcript is spliced from 4 exons. Gene Ontology annotation, biological process: transmembrane transport; monocarboxylic acid transport. Bases 1 to 1548 code for a protein of 515 amino acids. The record is from RefSeq and is a predicted model, not a curated record.